Messenger RNA from Trichoderma asperellum CBS 433.97, 1080 nucleotides. RefSeq lists its product as uncharacterized. The record is from RefSeq and is a predicted model, not a curated record. Gene Ontology annotation, cellular component: extracellular region. Lineage: Eukaryota; Fungi; Ascomycota; Sordariomycetes; Hypocreales; Hypocreaceae.
AUUAAAUGAAAUAAAAUAAAAAACAAAAACAUCCAAUAGCUCCUUCACCGGUCGGAUGUAAGGAGGCGGGUAAGCCGGAGCUAUUAUUACUACUAGUAUUGGCUUCGUGGUGGUGGUGGUGGUGGUGGUGGUGUUGGUGCUGCCCUUUUAUGCAGGGAGACAGAAUCGAGUCCGAAUAAUCUCUGCUCCAGAGUAGUAUCACCAACCGUGCCAGAGGAGAGAGAUCGCGGAUCAUCUGAUUCCUAGAAUGCCAACAUCGAGGGAGAUAAAUAGGGAUCGGAUUCCUUCCUCUCUCCCCUCUCACUCUCAUCCUUCACUUCCAUCCCUAUAAAGCCAGGCAUAAUUCUCCAGCCCACUCAUUCAUCACUCUCAUUAAAACAGUCACUCUUUUUUACAAAUCUUCUUCACAUCAUCCUCAAACGAAGCCAAAAUGCAGUUCUUCACCGUCGCCACUCUCUUCCUCGCCACUGCCUUCGCCGCUCCCUCCGUGGACACCAACGGCAACGGCAUCGCUCCUCGCCUGGCCGCCAACUUCUGCCCCCCUGGCCUGCUCUACAGCAACCCCCAGUGCUGCCAGAUCGAUGUUCUUGGCGUUGCUGAUCUCGACUGCGUCUCCCCUCCGUCUGGCCCAAGCAAGUGCAAGACUUUUGCCGGCAUCUGCGACAAGAUUGGACGCCAACCCAAGUGCUGUGUCGUACCUGUUGCUGGCCAGGCUCUCCUCUGCACCGACCCCGUCGGCGCCAACAACUAAACCUCUUGUCACAAGACCCGGUGAAAAUCGGGUCAAUCCAUCUCUCAUAUAGUACCGUGAAUAGGCCUUGUACAUUGAGCUCUCGUACUGUACUGUCAAUAACGAAUUCUGUGUUCGGCUUUUGGAUCAAUGAUGAAUGAGGAUAAUGGCGAGGGAGGGAAGGCAGAUGAAAAGACUAAUAUACGGCUUCACUUCAGUAUGCACGCUUUUUGAUAACACAUUAAUUUAGACAAUAUAAUGUUUUGUGCCUGGCAUAAUCCCCAGGGCUGGAAUUUAUACCGACCUUUUCCGCUCCUCUCCAUAGUUGACCAAAAUCUGUAUUACUCACC